Molecule: messenger RNA, 3108 nt
Organism: Leptidea sinapis
Lineage: Eukaryota; Metazoa; Arthropoda; Insecta; Lepidoptera; Pieridae
Product: serine/threonine-protein kinase pakA-like
Exons: 14
Coding region: 350-2227 (625 amino acids)
Source: RefSeq, a predicted model, not a curated record
GAUCAUUGAUUAGUACUGACACGCGUCGGAUGGCGUGGAGUGGAGUCGCGUUUUGAUAGUAUGUCUUAAGCUUUAUAAUAAUAUUAGCUUCCAUGGUCAUGAAAUGAUGAAUUAAAUAAAAAAAAAAACUGAAAAUGAAAUAUUUUGCUCAAAGUUCCACAAUUUUAUGAAUUGUUUUCAAUUUUCAUUUAUAAUUUUAAUUUCGGAGACGGAAUUUAUGAGUUUGUAAUCUAAUAUUAUGUAAUUUUAUUUUAAUAUAUAUAUAAAUAAUAAAAACCGUUGUUGGUGUAACGUAUUUUAAGUACAUUUACAAUUAUAUCGUGAUUCGUGUAUAUUUUAAACUAACGUUAUGUCGAUCCUUGAGGAUAAACUCAGAAAUCUAAGGGAACAAAAUAUUGAAUUGGGGCAAGAAUUACAAUUUUGGAAGUUGACUGCAGCCGAGAAAGAAACUGAAAAAAUCAAUGCUAUGAGAGAUGCUAAUGAAUUGAGACUACAACUAAGUAUGUCAAAAAAUAAGUUCAUGUCCGAUAGUAGGCAAUUGGUAAAUAUGUUACAAACCACAAGUGAGACAGUAAUCUCCCAUUUAGUGCAAAGCUCUACAGUAAUAGCAGAACUAUUAGAGGCUGCAAAAACACAUAUGAAAAAUUGGGAAGAAAGAAACAUAACUACUAGGAAAUGGAGUUAUGGAAGUCCAGUAUCAAAUGGAAAAGUCCACAGAGUGCCUCCAUUGAUGCUGGAUGGGCGAUCAUUACAACCUGUUGUAUCAUUAAGUAGAACAUUAUUAACAAAUAAUAAUAGAACAGAGAGCUCCAGUCUGAAUAGCAGUAGAUUAGUACCAAGAGCUGUUCCUAUGCAUUUGUUACAAGAUGUGUAUAUACCACUGACUAGGAUUGAUGUGUCUGACCUACAGAACAACGAAGAUGAGGAUGACAGCACUAGCAAUAAUAGCAAUAACAGUUUACAAGAUGAGCAAGAUGGUGAUGAAGAGGAGGGCAAUGUAUCACCCAUCCUAAAUAAUGAAGAGAACGUGAAUAAUUCAAGGGAACUUCAUCCAAUUUCAGAAGAGGCUGGGUCCCUGAAUGUCACAGAAAGGACUCCUGAGGAUCCAUUGGAAGGGCCAAGCUGGUUGCUGGACCAACCCACUACUAACGGCCAGAAGUCGAAGCAAAACAGUCCUUCAGAUGAUUCAGAGGAAGAGGAUCCGAUAGAGAAUCAAGUCAGAUCGCAUGACCAUGAGCAAACUGGCCAGAAGUCGAAGCAAAAUAGUCCUGCAGAUGAUUCAGAGGAAGAGGAUCCGAUAGAGAAUCAAGUCAGAUCGCAUAACCAUGAGCAAACUGGCCAGAAGUCGAAGCAAAACAGUCCUGCAGAUGAUUCAGAGGAAGAUGAUUCAGAGAAAGAGGAUCCGAUAGAGAAUCAAGUCGGAUCACAUGACCAUGAGCAAACUCAGGAAUCGCCAGCGUUUGUUCGCAGCGAGUUCACGCCGACGGUGCGCCGGCGCAAGUGUGCGCAGUCGCCGUGCGUCACCCCGCGCUCGCCGUUGCUGAUGGGUCCUGGUCCGCGUCCACGACUAAACAGUUGCAACGGACGGAUACUGAAGGUUAUGUUGAGCAAGAUUUCUUUCGAUGAUGACGUACGGAAUGACGUCACACAACGCGAGGGGGGACAGUUAAUAGAUGACGGCGGAUCUCACCAACCCCCGCUGAAAGCGCGCGGCUUGGCGAAUUCUUCACGGAAAAAUCCAUCAAUACUUUUGAUACCACGUUCACCUACAGAUCGUCGAACACUCAAAAAAUCAAAAAGGGACCAAUCUCCUCACAGUUCGCAUGAUAAUAUCAACUUACCCGAAAGUAAUCACAGCAGAUUAACAGUAAAUGGGUUAAGCGAAGGACUCCAAGGUAUCGGGUCACAGUUUGGAUCAGAUAGUCGCGGCUUGGAGCCGGAUCGCAACGACCAGACCCCGGGCAAACCCAAACGAAGACGGAAAAGGCUGGCUACUCUCUCAUCGUUCGACUCGCCGAGCCCGAAUGGAUCGACUAGCUCUCGGGUGAUUGUCUUGACAACCCAGUCGGAGCGGUGUAACAAUAGGCUGGGCAGCAGGACCUCGGAGCUCGGCAAUGACUCCAACAGUGAUAGCAGCAACGACCUGGGGGCCGAGGGACGACCGCGCCGCAAGCGGAACCCUAUCCAGUACACAGAGAAGCCACUCAACAGAAAAUUACGAAGAUGAUGGUAACUCCACCCAUUGUGACAGCUCCACUCAGUAUCAAGACUGCACCAUAUAUUUUGUUUCAUUAAUUAAUUUAUCUUAAUUAUUUUAUUUGAGAAUUGUACGUAAUCGUGUUUUAAGUAUCGUAUACUAAUUUAAUGCGUUAUUUUAGUUUGAUUCUAGUUAUAUAGACUUGAUUUAAUUUAAUUUAAUUGAGAUAUAUUUUGACAUGUUUCAUUUAUUUGUACUUAUUUAACCCUGUGACAGUUGUCUCGGGGGCAUCUUAUAACCCCGCGAAGUAGGGAAAAUUGUCAUUGAAAUGGAUACAAUAAUAUAUAUUUAUAUACACCGUCAUUUUAAAAAUUACCAUUAAAACCUUGAGAAUAAUAAAAACAAUGUCCAAAAUUGUUUCCACGCAAAUGUCAAAUAAUUGACAAAUUAAUUUUAAUUCAUAAUUUUAUUAUUAAAUCGUUUAUUCCUCGCCACCGAUAUAGGAUCAUAACCUGUUAGUUUUGAAUGUCUCCAGGAAGGGAUAAAUGAAAAAUGAAGAACUACUUUAAUUGUAAAUUUACUAUUUAUUAAAAGGCUCUAAAUAUAAUUACAUCUGAGACUCUAAGACGCUAUAGUACAGAAAGUGUAAAAGGCGGUCGGUCUGUCUUAAACAUACUGACUCAUAUGUGUAUGACAUUUACUUUUUUUUUUAUUGUGUUCUGUUUCAUUGUCUAUUCACAACAUAAUGACAUUACCAUAAAUAGUAUAAGUAUUAAGUCCACAAUGUUAAGGACGAUUUUUGUGAAGUUAAAUAUUAUAUAUAAUAUAAUUAUUAUUAGUAAUAAUAAUUGUGGUAUUCUCAUUUUAUUGACAAAUAAAUUUGCUGUAUAAUUGCGAUCUCUUAGCCUGGA